GGAACGUCAAUAUGUUUCGUAUUCCGGGAUUUGUGUACAUUUUUGUUGUGGUUCAAUGUUGCUGCCACCGUUUGGAGACGGGUUUGCGGCCGGGAAGUGGUUGUGAAGCGAGUAACAGCGCCUCCCGAGAUGGGCUGGCGGAGUGCCCCGGGAGCACCCGUAUUGUUUAUAUCGAUCCAUCAUGACGUUCGGGGAUGUAAGCGGUAUGCCUUCAUCAUCAAGACCACGAGGAAUGUCUGGGGCUGGAUCGGGCGGAUCUGGCCGACCAGCUGUUACGACGCCAAUGUCCGAACGUCAGCAGAUGGCAUUGCUAAUGCAGAUGACUUCUGGCUCCAACGAUGCUGAAAUGAGUCCCGGAGGUGCCAGUAGCAGUUCGGCACAUUCAAGAUCCUCCCGGGACAGGAUUAACGAACGGGGCGAAACGGCGCUCCACAUAGCGUCCAAAAAGGGCGAUCAGGAUUCGGUGAAGAAACUGCUCGAGCAGGGAGCCAAUCCGAAUGUCACCGAUUUUGCUGGAUGGACGCCACUGCACGAGGCCUGCAAUCAUGGCCACUACAACGUUGCCCUCGCCCUGGUUAAGGCGGGAGCGAACAUUAAUGCGACCGGCUUGGAAAAUGAUACACCGCUCCACGAUGCGGCCAUUACGGGGCAGCUGAAGCUGGUAAAGAUGCUCGUGGAGCGUGGUGCCGAUCCGUCGUUCAAAAAUCAGAAAGGCAAAACACCAUGCGACGUAGCGGCACCGGCUGUGUACAACUAUCUGACGCAAGCAAGAGACAAUGCCGUCUCCUCCCGGCACCACGGGCCGCAUAUGAAGAAGUCGGCCAACUCGUCCGCCGACACCGGCAGCAGUGGCGGUGGACCCGGCUCCGGCAAGCGAACGCACGGAAACAGCAAUAGCAACAGCAGCAACAGCAGUAAUAACACGAUGGGUAACACCCACCAGGACAAUGACCAUGCCGGUGAGCAUGCGGGUUUGGGCGGUAGCGCCAGCGCGAAGGAUAAGGACGAGGACGAUAUUUACGAAUUUAAAUCCACCCCGAAAGAUUCCAGCUCGAGCUCGAGCGACGAGAAGGAGGUUAGUGGCGGCGGCGGCGGCAAGAAAGGAUCGGGCGACAAGACGGUCGACGGGGCACACCAUCACGACGCGCACGACCAUCAUCACGGUGGCUCGUCGCGGGACGAUCCGCUAGCGCUGGGCCAUCAUCACGCGGCGGACGAUAAGCAGAAGGAUGGUACGGGCAGUGGCGGUACGGAUCAUGGGCCUGGCAGCGGUGGCAGCCUUUCCUCCACUUCCGGUGUACCGAAGCGACCCUUUUCCGAGCUUAACGAUGGUGGCGAUGACGGCGGCCCAACGAACGAGGAUGAAACGAAGCGCAAAAAGCGCAAAGAUGCUGACCCGCUGGGAGGGCUCGGUGGCGUUGGCAGUGGUGCGGGAAAGGAUACAGCUUCCUCUGGCAGCCUGUCCGGGGGGAAAUCGGGCACGGGUGGUAGCCGAGGCUCUACGCCCCGCCAGGAGAAGGGUGGCAAGGCGGCGGGCGGUGUAGUGUCGGCGAAAACGCUCGGACUGUCGGCGAAGGGUGCGCUGGAUCGGAAGAGUCCCUGCGCAAGCCCCAAACCGUCCCAGGGAGGUGUUGGCGCCGGGGGUGGAAGCAGUAUGGCAAGCGGGGCACCGGCAGGUACAAACGUCACCGGUUCCGGUGGUUCGGUUGGGUCGAUCGGCGGGACAGCGGCCAGUGGAUCGUCGGCCACGGGCAAGGGUGGAUCGUCCGGUACGAGCAGCAGCAAUGACAGCGACGGUGAAAGCACCAUGAUGGGCGGCGCCGAAGACGGCGGCAAUGGGAAGGGGGGCGGUGAGGGAGGGUUUGGAGGCGGCUUCAGCGGUCCCAAGGUGCCGCCGCUCAAGAUCGUCAUUCCGCAGCAGAGCGCCGCCGGCGACGCGGAGGUCGGUGGCAACACGCGCAACGGGAAGAACGCGUCGACGCGCAACCAUGCCGCGCUGCCGUACGUGGUGGCGUCCUCGAACAGCAACGAUUCGACGGCGGACAAGGAAAGCACAUCGUCCCGCAGCGCUAGCCCGGCCGAUUCGAAAAGCUCGGACGAGAAAAAUCCCUCCCAGAGCGGCACCAGCAAGGAUGAGCGGACGCAGCAGCGUGUGUUGCGCAGCUCGCACCGUGGCGGCAAUAGCAACAGCUCCGCCAAGGAUGGCAACACGUCCGGUGUCGAUCGGUCGAACAAUUCGUCGCCGCAGAUGCAGCAGCAGGGCAACAGUGGUUCGCCCUCGCCGAUGUCCAGCAGCGGUGGAUGUGAUGGGACGGAGCGAGGUGGUGGAGGAGGCACGUCCGGCACCACCGGUGAAGGAGGAGGACGUUCGACGCAGACAAACAGUCCAGCGGGAGCGACAGCGACAGGAGAGGGUGACAAUGGCUCAUCGACUGGUGGCACGGGAACGGGUGGCAAUCCAAAAAGCCCCACCAACGUGACUGGUUCCACGGGAGGAUCGGGGACGGGUAAUGGUGGAUCAAACGAAAGCUCCGCUGGAACCGGAACGGGCGGUGGAACAAAUGGAACCGGUUCAUCCUCCAACUCCACAGCCCGGGGCGAUGGAUCGGGUGGAGGAGCAUCGGGAGCAGCCUCAACCGGUGGACAAUCGUCUGCAGGCGGCAAUGGAACAGGAUCGUCCGGCACGGGGCCGACACAAAACAACAACUCAUCCUCAUCGUCCUCCUCCUCGUCCUCUUCCUCCACCUCCGAAUCGUCCGUCCAUCCGCGCAAGCGGAAAAUCAAAACGAACAAAGACCAAUCCGCCGCUGCUGCGUCGUCCGGUGCGGCGGCCGGUAGCAAUGCGACCGGCACUGGCAGUAAUUCCGGCACCGCUCCCGCCGGUGCAGCGGGUUCCUCCUCUUCCUCAUCCUCUUCCUCCUCCUCGACCUCCGGUGCGGGUGCAACGGCGAGCGAGGACAAGAAGGAAGCGCGCGAAGAAACGCCCGACGUCCAUCCGCACGAUCAGCCGAUCACGAACUGCUACCAGAUGUAUCUGAACAUCCGCAAGCAGAUCGAGCGGCGCCAGAAGAGCCUGUUCCCGGUGCAGCCGAAGCCGCCGCAGGGCUUCAAGGACUACCUGAUGAACCGGUGCACGUACGCGCUGGCCGGCAAAACGCCGACCGAACCGAACGUCCAGGUGCCGGCCACGCUGCCACCCUCGCUGAAGGAGAUGUUCCAGGCGCAGGAGAAGGAGCGCCACAAGCUGCGCAUGCAGCACAUCGUCGAGAAGGAGAAGCUGGUGCUGGCGGUCGAGCAGGAGAUACUGCGGGUGCACGGGCGGGCGGCCCGGGCACUCGCGAACCAGUCGCUCCCGUUCUCCGUCUGCACCAUCCUGAAGGACGAGGAGGUGUACAACAUCAUCACGCCCGAGCAGGAGGAAAAGGAUCGGAACGCGCGCAGCCGGUACAAUGGGCGGCUGUUCCUGAGCUGGCUGCAGGACGUGGACGACAAGUGGGAGAAGAUCAAGGAAGCGAUGCUGCUGCGCCACCACAACGAGGCGGAAAGCUUGCACGCGGUGCAGAAGAUGGACUGGGAGUGGAAGAUGAAGGAGCAUCUGCUGUGCGAGUUUAAGGCGAAACCGUUCAUCGACGAGACGUACGUGCCGAUGGUGAACGUGAAUGAUGAUUUCGAUCUGCUGCCGGCGUAGAGAGAUAGGUGCGCCCAAGCGUUGCGCAUUUUUUUGCUUUUGCGGAACACCAGCGUGCGUUUUUUUUAUUUGCGCAGAAUUGCGCAUGGAGUGGAUGCAGACCGGUAAAGGAUGUAUUUCUUUUUUUAAUCACGUGGAAGACCGUAAGACGAUUGUUGGUGUAAAUAUAUGUACUUAGCAUGUAAUCAGAUACCGGAAUAAAAGUAUUAAAAUACAAACUA
Anopheles arabiensis is the source of this 3909-nucleotide messenger RNA. RefSeq names its product ankyrin repeat domain-containing protein 11-like. Lineage: Eukaryota; Metazoa; Arthropoda; Insecta; Diptera; Culicidae. Gene Ontology annotation, molecular function: protein binding. Bases 182 to 3688 code for a protein of 1168 amino acids. The transcript has 6 exons. Gene Ontology annotation, cellular component: nucleoplasm. The record is from RefSeq and is a predicted model, not a curated record.